AUGUCUGAUAACAUCAGCGGUGCGUCUGGCCUCCCAGACAGAGCGGCCCGAAACCUGUCUGAAAGCUCCGAGGGGCAGGCUGGAGCUGAGGUGAGGAGGGAGAACCCAAAUGGCGAAGCGAGCCGGAGCGAGACCAGUAAUGGCGGCAAUGGCGCUCCAGCCAGCACCCAGCAGCAAGGCCCAGGCGGAGAACGGUCAGCCCCACGCCGGGAUCGCACGGUGCAGGCUCCGUUGAGAGACCACGACUACGAUGACAGCCCAUCUCAUUACAACAUCAGGGGCCAAGAGUCUGAUGACGCAGCAGAAGGUGGUGCGCGGUUUCGGGUACGUAGGCCGAACAGUGACAUGCGGCGGUCAGAGGAGGAUGUAGCCCUGGAGGCGUGGGUGGAGUCUGAGGUUUCUCCCCUCCCCCGACCUCGCUGGCGAGUCAUUGCUGCCCUCCGUGAUAGGCAGCUGGGCUCCAGGCCCUGCUUUGUCUCCGAGGCCUGUGGGGCCCGAGCUCUUGUGCAGCGUUUCCAGCUGCACAGUGAGCUGCAAGGCCAUCAUGGUUGCGUCAAUUCGGUGCAGUUUAAUGAGAGCGGCACCUGGCUGUUGAGCGGCAGCGAUGAUCAGAGAGUGAUCAUUUGGGACUGGGUGCACCAGCGGCCCCUACUAAACUUUGAAAGUGGCCUUCGCAGUAAUGUCUAUCAUGCCACGUUUCUCUCCAAUUGUGGCGACUCUGCACUGGCCAUCUGUGGCCGCGAUGGGCAAAUUCGGGUGGUAGAGCUGGGUUCCACCCCAUCCUGCCAAAAUAACAAACGCGUGGCCCAGCACCGUGGAGCGGCUCACAAGAUGGCUCCAGUGCCAUCCUGCCCAUACAGGUUUCUCACGUCUGGUGAAGAUGGCGCUGUCUUUGAUAUCGAUCUCCGGCGUGAGCAGCCUGUUUCCAAAGUGGUCGUGACAAAGGAGAAUGAGAAUAAAGUAGGGCUCUAUACGAUCUCUGUGAAUCCUGCCAAUAUUCACCAGUUUGCAGUGGCCGGGAAAGAUCAGUUUGUUAGAAUCUAUGACCAGAGGAAAAUUGAUGUGACUGUGAAUAAUGGUGUAUUUAAGAAAUUCUGUCCUCAGCACUUGAUCAUGAGUGAUUUGCUACCAAACAUCACCAGCGUGGUGUACAGCCAUGAUGGCAGCGAGCUCCUGGCCAGUUACAACGAUGAAGAUAUUUAUCUCUUCGAUCUUUCCAGCUGCAAUGGAACCCAGUACGUGAGGCGAUACAAAGGUCAUAGAAAUACUGCCUCAGUUAAAGGUGUCAAUUUCUAUGGUCCCAGAAGUCAGUUUAUCCUGAGUGGAAGUGAUUGUGGACAUAUAUUUUUCUGGGAUAAGUCGUCUAGCCAGGUUGUUCAGUGUAUGGAGGGGGACCAGGAAGGUACCAUCAACUGCCUUGAUCCCCACCCUCACCUACCUAUAAUAGCGACCUGUGGUCUAGACUAUGAAGCCAAGAUCUGGGCACCCUCCAGCGCAGAUACCACCGAUCCUGAUUGGAUAAAGUCACUGAUGAAAAGGAAUAAGCAAGAAAGAAAUGAAGAUAGCAAUCAACACACUGGUCUUUUUAACAACAGCACGGUUUGGUUCCUGAUGAGUCACUUGACACCCAGAUAUUUUCGUCUUGGUGGUAAUCGUCAGGGAGAAGUUUAUGGAGCUCAAGUUGGAAGUUCAGAUUCUGAGGAAUCCUCCAGUACAUCUGAUACAUCUGAAGAAGCUCAAGAUCCUACACCAUGCCUGCCAUCUUAA
This is a messenger RNA of Sorex fumeus (smoky shrew), 1767 nucleotides long. Its product is annotated as DDB1- and CUL4-associated factor 8-like. The record is from RefSeq and is a predicted model, not a curated record. The coding region runs from base 1 to 1767 and encodes 588 amino acids. Gene Ontology annotation, cellular component: Cul4-RING E3 ubiquitin ligase complex; cytoplasm. Gene Ontology annotation, molecular function: protein binding. The transcript has a single exon. NCBI's taxonomy places the organism in Eukaryota, Metazoa, Chordata, Mammalia, Eulipotyphla, Soricidae.